AUGCACUCUCGAUCGCUUGUUUCGAGCGUGCUGCUUGCUCUCGCCGUGCUCGGCGGCAGCAGCCUUGCCUCGACCGACAGCGCCACGCCCGUUGUCAAGGCGUACGACAACUCGACUCCCAGCGACGCCUACGAUGCUGCCUCGCCUCCUCUCACGCACAAGGCUCAGCCUGACGGACGCCACGAGCUGCGCUUUACCCUCAUGGGCUGUCCCUCGACCGUGCGGCCCAAGAUCUCGGGGACUUCGGGCUCGCAGGGCGAAUUCACGCCCUCGCCCCCGGGCAGCAUCAUCGUGCCCGCCGACUUUAUUGGCUCUGUCUACCUCACGGGCGAAGGAUGCGGAAAGUACGGCGACAGCUGCCAGUCGGUCGAGCUGACGUUCCAGGCCGAGCCAACCGACACCGUGCAGAGCUACAUCAACUUUGAUGCGAUGAGCGGCAAGAAGUUCCUCUUCCCCGUCAAGGCGAGGUUCGACGAUAACAAGGACACGAGCGAUGCAGCCACAAUCGACUGCGCAUCGUACGACUGCAUCGACGGCUCCAGGGAUCCGGACGACUUUAUCUCCAACCGAAUCUACUCGUCCACAAAGGGUGUCGGCGUCGACGUCGUCUACGACUGCAGAGCCAACACCACCUCGACUACCGACUAG
This is a messenger RNA of Moesziomyces antarcticus, 648 nucleotides long. RefSeq lists its product as uncharacterized. The coding region runs from base 1 to 648 and encodes 215 amino acids. The transcript has a single exon. The record is from RefSeq and is a predicted model, not a curated record. NCBI's taxonomy places the organism in Eukaryota, Fungi, Basidiomycota, Ustilaginomycetes, Ustilaginales, Ustilaginaceae.